Molecule: messenger RNA, 611 nt
Organism: Papilio xuthus (Asian swallowtail)
Lineage: Eukaryota; Metazoa; Arthropoda; Insecta; Lepidoptera; Papilionidae
Product: suppressor protein SRP40-like
Exons: 7
Coding region: 90-485 (131 amino acids)
Source: RefSeq, a predicted model, not a curated record
GUAGUGCAAAUCUUAAUUUCGAUAUAAGCAGCCGUGUUGAUUAAUUUACAAGAAAACUUGUUUAAUUUAGUUCUUUGGAAGAGUUCAUCAUGAAUAAAGGUGUGCUUUUAUUAUUGUUUACGUUGGUUUUAUUGGCGCUUACAGAUGCUAGGUCUUGUUCCACGGGACAGAAAAAAUCGUCAUGUGGUAGCAAUGAGGACAGAGGCAAGGAUGAUUCAUCGUCUUCAUCUUCAUCAUCAUCAUCAUCAUCUGAGGAAGAUGAUGGCAAAAAGAGUCACGGCAGAAAGAAGACUAAUUGUGUAGACUCAUCAUCCUCUUCCUCGUCUUCAUCAUCAGAAGAAGACGAUAAAUGUGGCCGCGGUAAAGAUGAUUCUUCAUCUUCUUCAUCGUCAUCAUCAUCAGAAGAAGAUGACAAUGAAAAAUGUAAUAACAACAAGAAUGAAUCUUCCCAUCCUCAUAAAAAAGGAAAACAUUUCAAGAGUUAAUUUUUUGUAAGCAGCUGCAGAACCAAAAAUGAGAAGAUGAUCAAGAUGUCUAUUAAAUUAUCUUGAAUCUUUAUGAAAAUGUAUCGUUUAGAGUAUAUUUCUUUAACCUUUAUAUAAACUUAAAGG